CAAAACAAACAUAUCCCCUUUUCUUUUCCAUCAUCCAAAAAGUAAACCAACCCAUAAAAAGCCAACUCACAAACAACUCAAAACAUUCUUUCUUCCUUUAAACUAAGGACAGCUCCAGACAAAGCAGGUGAAAUAUUUGUUCUUGAGAGGACAUCAGCCAUUGCUUUUUUUUCUCUUGACUUUUUUUGCUUAUUUUCCCCAUUUAUGGAUACUACACAAUGGACUCAGGAUAUUGGACUUGUAACAUCUAUGGCUGCAGAAAUAGAUCCUCCUAAUGUUACAUGUUCAAGGCCAUCUUCUACACUGGAAAAAAAAGUCAGACCACAAAAAGAUCAAGCCGUAAAUUGUCCGAGGUGCAGUUCAACAAAUACCAAGUUUUGUUACUACAACAACUAUAGUCUUACUCAACCAAGAUACUUCUGCAAGACUUGUCGAAGGUAUUGGACAGAAGGGGGCACUUUAAGAAAUGUUCCGGUCGGAGGAGGUUCAAGGAAGAAUAGAAGAUCUUCUUCUUCAUUAUCAUCAUCGUCGUCGUCGUCACAAAAGCUUCCUGAUUCGAACCCUAAUCCAAGUCUUUCUCAUCAAAACCCUAAUUAUAAGAUUAAUCUUGGAAAUAGCCAAGAUUUUAAUAUAGGGCUCCCAUCUAUUAUACAUGAUCACAAUUAUUUCCAUGGUGUGCCGGAUUUUCUUGAAUUUCCUAAGAUGGACAGGGGCAAUAAUGGAAAUAAUCAGCCCUUAAGUUCAACCUCAAGUACUACUCCAACUUCAACAAUGGAUUUGCUUAGGACUGGAAUUGCCUCAAGAGGGUUAACUUCAUUUAUCUCAACACCAACACCGGAUUUAAACGCUUUGUACACAUCAAGUUUUUUAAGUGGAAUUCAAGAAAAUAAUGCAAAAAUGAUGUUCCCAUUCGGUUUCUUGAAUAAGCAAUUGUCGGGUACAAGUGUUGAAGCUGAAAAUUAUAAUCAGAGUAAGGGGCAAGAGAAUUCAAGUGCUGGAUAUUGGAAUGGAAUGUUAGGUGGAGGAUCCUGGUGAAUAAACGACAUUAUGAAAAAAUCUAAACUGUAUAAUUCUUUUUUCCAUUUUAAUAUUUUUCUAUCUUUUGACAUGCUUUGAUCAUUAAUUUGUUUGGUGAUGCUUGGAGCUAAUUAGAUAAAAGAUAGAUCUGGUUUCAAUUGUGCUUCUCUUUACUCUUUCAUCACUUGAACAUAUGGAAUUGUUAA
Molecule: messenger RNA, 1223 nt
Organism: Nicotiana tabacum (common tobacco)
Lineage: Eukaryota; Viridiplantae; Streptophyta; Magnoliopsida; Solanales; Solanaceae
Product: dof zinc finger protein DOF2.5-like
Biological process (GO): regulation of DNA-templated transcription
Molecular function (GO): DNA binding; DNA-binding transcription factor activity
Source: RefSeq, a predicted model, not a curated record